AUGCAUUACUUACUAGAAACCAGCUCCCAUGUUAUUUUUUACUUUCCACCAAAAUCAAAUUCAGAUAUCCCAAACUACUCCAUCCACUUCAAAGAUCAUGACACGAAUAGUAAUCUCCAUUCUCUCAAUAAGAUUCAAGACUUGAAAUUCAAUGAUAAUCUAAGUCUAUACUAUAACAACGAUCAAAAUAUAGUAGAAGUUAUCUUUAGACAAUCAAACAACUUCAAUGACCUUCACUACAAUCGCCAGAACAACAGCUUUCCUACCACCAACACCGAUAAUAAUACCUAUAAUAAUACCUAUAAUAGCAAUAAUAGCAAUAAUGAUAAUGACAAUUAUAAUGAUAAUACCACUCAAAACUUGGGUUUUAUCCCAAUGAACGAUGAUAUAAAGAUUAAUAAAUUAGCUAACUUCAUCUCAAUUUGGAAAAAUGGUUUGUCCUUUAUUGACGAAUUUCAAAGUUCCCUUAAUUACAAUUCUAAUAAUAGUACAAUUAACAAUAACAACAACAAUAAUGAUAAUAAUAACCAACUUGAAAAUAGAAAAAUUGAUCCAAAUUUACUAAAUUAUCUAAACAACAACUUCAACAAUUUCAACCAUUUUAAAAAUCUAAAAUUUAAAAUAAUUUCCUGGAAUAUCAACGGUAACUCAAACUGCUUUAAUAAUAUCAAUGAACUAAAUAACUUUAAAUCACUAUUAUCAAUUCCAAUCAACGCAAAUAACUUAAUAGACAUAUACAUCAUCAACCUCCAAGAAACAAUUCCUUUGAAUAUUAAAAAUUUUUACUCAGAUCCUAAAAUUAUAUCAAGUUGGUCUAAUUUUAUACUAUAUCUACUAAAUGAAAACAACGAUAAAGAUAAAAAUAAAUAUAAAUAUAAAUAUAAAUAUAAUAAAUACACUUACAUCUCAAGCAAUAGAUUACUAGGUUUAUCGACUAUCAUAAUAUCGAAAUUAUAUCUAAAGGACUUGAUCUCAGUUAAACUUAAAAAGUCAAUUGGAACCGGUUAUUUCAAAAUUUAUGGCAACAAAGGUGCAACUUUAAUUGACUUUAAUCUACAAUUAUCCUCCUACUCUAAUAACAUUAAUAAGUUUUUAAAAUUUGUAAUAGUCAAUUUACACUUAAACUCUGGUAACGAUAAUUUAAACUUUUCAAAAAGAAAAUCUCAAUUGUCUUUAAUCAAUACAUCUCUCAAUUUAGACUCCUAUUUUAAUCUUUUCUCUAAUAAAUCAAAAAUCAGUGACGAUGAUUUUAUAGAAUUUGAUAAAUCAAGCAACUCUUUUAGUUUCAAUAAUGAUGAUGAAAAUGACAAUACAAACACAAAAACAAAAACAAACUCUAAGAACAAUACUCACAAAGACAUAGAUAAUGAAAACAACGAUGAGUUGUUUUCAAUUGAGGACUUCGAUGACGACAAUGAAAGAUUGGAUUUCUACAGCAGUGAUGACGAUAUCAAUUUAUUAAAAUCAACAUCGACUUUAGUUUCCCAUGAUGAUAUAUUCAACCAAAAACCCAAUGAAAACUGUAAACAAAAUCAUCUUCCAUCUUCAGCAAUAACGAAUUCAAAGACUUUAAAUUUUAAUGAUACCUUAUAUUCAAACAAUCAUAGUGUAGAAGAAAAUAUUGGUAAAAUCAAAUCUCUUCGAGCUCCUGCAAAUAUUAGCGAUCUUGAUGAUACCGCUGAAACUCAGAACAAUAAACUAAAUUCAGAAACUCAGAACAAUAAACUAAAUUCAAUUACUCGAGAUAAUAACGAUAAUCAUAAUAAUAAUAAUAAUGACAAUAACGAUGAAAUCAAAAAAUGCUAUUUAUUUGUUUGUGGAGAUUUCAAUUUUAGAUCAGAUACAAACUCUACUGAAUUAAUUAAAGACUUGAUUUCUAAAAAUUUAGUCCCGAAAAUUUUGAAAUUCGAUUCAUUAAAUUCAAAUAAAAACAACUUGAAAAUAUUAUCAAAUUGCAAUGAAUCAAGAAUAAAUUUUAAACCUUCAUACAAAUUCAAAUAUACAAAUUUGAAUCAAAAUGACUCUCUUAUCGACAAUGACUUCCGAAAUAAUACUGAUAAUUUCCAAACCAUCGACAAUUUUAACGACACUGACGAUGAUAACUACGAUAAUGAUUAUGAUUAUGAAAGAAUCCCAUCUUAUACUGAUCGAAUCUUUUACAGAGAAAUUUUUAAACCGUUUAACCAUAAUUUAAAUGGUUUUAAUAACAUUAAUAACAAUUUGGAAAUAGUUGAUUACAAUAUGUCUGAUAUGUUCAAAUGCAGUGACCAUAAACCUAUAUAUUUGGAUUUUAAAAUUAAUGAUGCCCAGUUAUGCGACUUUGAUCAAAGACAGGAUUUAAUUGAAAAAUAUUAUGAGAAUCUCAAUAUUGAAGAAACGAAAAACAAAAAAGCUAAAGACAGCCAACUCAAAGUCUCUUUAUUAAAUAAUAAAAUUAAUAAUGCUAAAAUAUUGAAUAUCGAACCUGUCACUUUAAGUUUUAACUUGGAAUACUUCGAAGACAAGGAAUUAAAUUUGGUUGAUACUAAUGAAAGUGAGGAAAUAGAAUGGGAAAUAUUAUUCAAUAAUAACGGUUCAACUUUUGUUAAAAUAGAAUACAAUAAUGGAGAAGAAUCUUUUAAAAAAAACUAUUUCAAUAAUUUCGAAAGUAAAAGGGAAAUGGAGGAUUACUUCAAGAGUUUCAUUACGGUUAAUGAUGGCAAGUUAAAAGGCAAGCUAUACAAAAAUUUUUUUAAAAAUUUUAAAGUCAAUGUUCGAAGCUUUAUACCUAGUGGAAUUUUAAGUAUUAAAAUUUUAAUUAUUUUAAGAAUAUCAAAAGUUAAAGACUUUUAUGUGAAUUUCGAAAUUAAUUGCGCUGAUUCAUAUUUUGGUAAAAACUUGGAUUUAUUUAAUAAAGACCUGAAUAAUAAAUUGAUCCCUAAUAAUCUAUUAGAGAUAAUAAAUUAUUUGAUAACAAAACUUAAUAGUAAAAACAUUCGAAAUAAGAACUUGCUCGUCAUAAAUGGCAGUUUUAAGAACAUAUCCAUUCCUAACUUUACUAAAUUUGAGAAUUUCAUAAUAGAAAAAAUUGAAAAGGAUGAAUUAAACUACAUUGAAAACAUAAAUCAAAUUCAGGAGAUGAAUGAAAACUAUAAUGAAUUUGGCUUUAAAUUGGUUUUCAAAAUAUUUUUGUUACUAUUGCGGAAUCUAGAAAAUGGAUUAAUUCCUCAAGAGCUAAUUCUAGUGAUAUUCAAACAAUCGUUUAAGGAAAUUGAAAAUUUAAAGGCUGUUCGAGGAGUCAGUAAUAUCAGUUUACUAGAAAAGAAAAACAUCAUAACAACUAGAAUAGUUGAGAUUGUUCCUGGUAUUAGAUCGAAUACGUUUGUUUAUUUAAUUUCGUUUUUGAGAUUGUAUUUAGAUUAUAUAAUUAAUGACUGUUUCAACGGUAAUGCCAUCAGAAUCAGAAACAGCUGUCAAGAAGUGGUUGAAGUAUUUGAGCUGAUAUUAUUUAAAAUAGAUAGCGAUAUGUUAACUGAUUCAUUAUCUAGGCAAAGAAAGAAAGCGGUCAGAAUUUUAUUUGAGUUGGAAUAA
Ascoidea rubescens DSM 1968 is the source of this 3570-nucleotide messenger RNA. Its product is annotated as DNase I-like protein. Gene Ontology annotation, biological process: phosphatidylinositol dephosphorylation. Gene Ontology annotation, molecular function: phosphatase activity. The record is from RefSeq and is a predicted model, not a curated record. NCBI's taxonomy places the organism in Eukaryota, Fungi, Ascomycota, Saccharomycetes, Ascoideales, Ascoideaceae. Bases 1 to 3570 code for a protein of 1189 amino acids. The transcript has a single exon.